Dermatophagoides pteronyssinus (European house dust mite) is the source of this 740-nucleotide messenger RNA. RefSeq names its product dual specificity protein phosphatase 21-like. Gene Ontology annotation, cellular component: cytoplasm. The record is from RefSeq and is a predicted model, not a curated record. Gene Ontology annotation, biological process: negative regulation of MAPK cascade; protein dephosphorylation. NCBI's taxonomy places the organism in Eukaryota, Metazoa, Arthropoda, Arachnida, Sarcoptiformes, Pyroglyphidae. Gene Ontology annotation, molecular function: phosphoprotein phosphatase activity.
UUGUUAAUGAUGAUGAUGAAGAAUUUGUGAUCAAAACACAAAAACUUACUAUUAAUGGUCAAGGAUUUAUGAUACAACAACUACAAUCACAAUCACAAGGAUCAUCAUUAUCGAUUGAAAAUUAUUUUACAAAAAUUAUUGAUAAUCUUUAUUUAACAUCAGCUAAAUAUAUGAUUGAUGAUUAUCUAUUAAAUUAUAAUAUUACACAUAUUGUUAAUGCAACACGUACAGUACCAUUAAAACGUAAUUAUCGUACUUAUCGUGUUAAUAUUGUUGAUUCAACAUAUGAAAAUAUUGGUGCACAUUUUGAUUCGGUUAGUGAAUUUAUACAAAAUGCAAUCGAAAAUGAAAAUGGUAUCGUUGUUGUACAUUGUAUUUCGGGUAUUAGUCGUUCAUCAACAUUAAUUAUUGCCUAUCUAAUGAAAUAUAAAAACAUGUCGUUAAAAGAUGCAUUUGAUUUUGUUCGUUCAAAACGUUGGUUUAUUCGACCAAAUACCGGAUUCUUUCAGCAAUUAAUCGAUUAUGAAUUAAAAUUAUAUGGAACAAAUACAGUAAAAAUGAUUUAUCAUGAAACCGGUGGUUAUAUACCUGAUUUUAUACUUGAAGAAAAUACAAAAUAUAAAUAUUUUUAUCUUUGUAUUAAAAAAUGAUAUUCAAACAAAACAUUCAAACGAAUUCUACAUUCUACCUUAGCCUGAUUCUGUCACUCAUGCAUACACACGAAUUCAUUUGUUUGCCUA